Punctularia strigosozonata HHB-11173 SS5 is the source of this 921-nucleotide messenger RNA. RefSeq lists its product as uncharacterized. The record is from RefSeq and is a predicted model, not a curated record. Lineage: Eukaryota; Fungi; Basidiomycota; Agaricomycetes; Corticiales; Punctulariaceae. The coding region runs from base 1 to 921 and encodes 306 amino acids. The transcript has 3 exons.
AUGAACGCUGCGAUCACUAUCGAUGCGAACGUCUACUUGGAGGAGUUGCAUACUCUCGUCAGAUGUGUCGAGAAAAAGACCACCGAGUUCGGUUCAUAUGCCUUCGUAGAUCGGAUGCUUGGCACUUGGGCGUUGUCUGGUCGUGUCAUCGGGAAGAGCGGCGUCAAGGGUGCUUUCUCGUUCACUCCGCAACAUCGCAUGGCCACGGGCAAUCCACUUGAGACCGCCACACCGGACUUUGCGGCACUCAUGUACACGCUCAACAACGGCGUUGAUCGAGAUGAGCUCGUAUUCUUAUGGGAAUGCAAGAUCGAUCUGACCCUGAAAUGGUGGACCCCCAGCUCCAAACUGUUCGAACAGCGCCUGGGCCAAAGUACCCUUGCACACCUCGACCAGGUUCAGAGGGCAGUAGCUGUAGCAAUCAAGGUCUAUAAUCGCGAGGUCGACUUCCGCUCGGUUUACGCCUUCCUGCGGGUCAACGCGCACUUCACCCUGAUGCGCUUCAAGGCCAUCCCGGGGAAAGCUGCUAGUGGCGGAGCGAUUCUUCUGGAAGAAUUCGGAAUGCAGAUGGAAUUUGUCUACUUCGUCGAACCGAUAUUCGAGGGUGACUUCCGGACGAAUCUGCGCCCGAGCCUCGCCUUUCUACAUGCCCUCGAGGCGGCAACCCUCGAGGCCGCUGAUGAAGGCCUACGGUUCCCCAGAGAUAGCUUUUUCGCGGUACCAGCGAACGCCAGGCAUAAAGCAAAGCCGACAAGGGGAAUACACAACGCGGCAAAGGACUUCUACGUGAAAUGGCUUACGCUCCAGCAGGAAAGUGCUCGACGGAAUCAAGAGGAGAUGAAUAUAUCCGCUACGACGGCGGUGUCGAGCAAUGACAACUACGUACCAGAGGACUUGGGUUCGGACAACUCAGACGACUAG